Molecule: messenger RNA, 2178 nt
Organism: Alternaria burnsii
Lineage: Eukaryota; Fungi; Ascomycota; Dothideomycetes; Pleosporales; Pleosporaceae
Exons: 2
Coding region: 1-2178 (725 amino acids)
Molecular function (GO): protein binding
Source: RefSeq, a predicted model, not a curated record
AUGGCACAACCACCCGCUCGAUCCGCUUUCCCGUCCAACAUCCUCAACCCCGCCCUUACCUCGACACCCUCGCCCAGCCUCUCGCAUACGAACACGCCCGGAUCCGCCAGCUCCACCAACAACACGUUCCUCAUGUCUGCGAGCCCCGUCCGAGGCCGUCGAUCAGCCGUGGAAGGCUACAAGCCCAAGAUGAUUUCGACAAUUGGCGCCAAGCCCGCCUGCCUCGUCAAUGCCUCCGUGACAUAUGUUGGCGAUGACCAGAUAUACGCCUUCGGAGGCUUCGACCAAUACACCGACGAAGUAUACAACCACGUGCUUCGUUUGAACCUCGUUACACGACAAUGGAACCUGGUCGACAACUACGGCGACAUUCCAGGCGUACGCAUGGGACACACUGCAUGCCUUUGGCAAGGCAACAAGCUCCUCGUAUUUGGUGGAGAAAACGAGCACCGCCAGCAUCUUGCCGACGUUAUUGUAUUCGAUCUCAAAACCGCCCAUUGGACGCAGCCCGAGCUCCACGGGCCCAUACCUCGCGGCCGUGCGCGCCACUCAGCUGUUAUAUACGAUGACAAAUUGUACAUCAGCGGUGGCCAGACUGGGCAUGAUAGCGUGCUAGACGACAUCUGCUACCUUGACCUGAAGACAUGGACCUGGUCUCGGACAUGGAAAUUCGUCCCUCGUUACGACCACGCCAGCUGGAUCUGGAACGGUCGCAUCUGGAUAUUCGGUGGCAUCAACGACGAUAUGGAGAAGAACAAUGAGAUCUGGUGGCUCGAUCUCCGCGGUAGCCCAGAGUUUGACCAUGCAAUGAAAUAUGGGACGGGCGACCGGCAACUCAUCUCAUCCCGACAUCGUUACCCUGUGCCGGCUUCUGGCCAGCUCGCGACCGGCAGUACAGGCUACACUGCAAAUUCCAGCGUUCAGUCGUACCACGGAAUGGGUUCAAGUCGGUCACCCUAUGUUGCGCCUGGGUCCAUUUCGUCUCUCAGAUUCCAUUCCAGUCCAAAUCUACCAUCACAGGCCGCGGGUACGCAUUUCCACAUCUUCUCAUCUGGCUGCAUGCUGGACUUUGUCACUCCGGCAGAGCUGAGUUGCGAGACGAGCUUGUCUAGUCUGGAGCUAGACACUUUACGAUGGCAGAAGCUCGCCGACGGAAAGGAUCUUUACAGCCCCAACUACCGCUGGCACUAUUGCACCACCAAUCCUGAAGGAACACAUGCAUGGCUUCUGGGCAGCCCAAUUGAGUCGGCCAACGAUGGGAACCAUAAUGGUGAGUAUCUUAGCGACGUUCUCGCCAUCGACCUCCGCAAGUACGGCAUCCUGGGUAACGAGCUGGCCUCGGACACGCGCUCCAAGAUGAUGCCCUCCUCUGACGCCAAUGUUUCUUCGCAUCUCACCGGCAUCGGUGCCGAUCUGUCCCUGACGUUCGACCAACCACCAGAGAGUGGCAGCGGCGCAGACUUCAUCAUAACGGCGGAUCCUGAUGAUGAUGAUUAUGUGGAUGUUGCAACACCAGAUCCCAAUGGCUCGUCAACGGCUGUGAGUCCAGUCUCGCGGCCGAUACACGUCCAUAAGCUCAUUCUACAUGCUCGUUGGCCUCAUUUCGCCCGUCUAUGGAGCGCCCAGAUGGCUGAGUUCCAUUCGAAGAAAAUGCAUAUCCCUGAGCCAUAUUCGGCAGUUCGGGCGUUCCUGUUCUACCUUUACACCGACAGUAUUGCGCCGAAUCCGCAGAAUGGACCUAGCCUGAACGAUGUGGCCGGCAUGCUUGUCAUGUCAAACAUCUACGACAUGCCUCGUCUUCGCCUGCUCUGUGUAAACCGUUUAGGCCGGGAGCUCGACAUCGAGCACGCUGCCACAAUCUGGGAGCGUGCUGCUACUGCUGGAGAGGACUGGCUCAAGCAGCGAGCAGCGACGUUCUGUAUGCAAAACUUCGGUAGAAUCGUCCGCACAGCAGGCUACCGUAGUCUCAGUCCCGCAAGCUUGAUUGAGCUUAGUUGUGAGGCUACCCCAGAAGCGCGUGUCGUCGGUGGGGAAGAUCUGGAUCUGCUCAGCCAGCUUACCGGCCGCUCCUUUGGUGGUAGUAACCGCAAGCGGAGCUUGGGUAGCGCGGGCGUUCUCACUGCUGGGGAAGAUGAUGGCGAGGACGAGGUGGAAGAUGAUGGUAUGGAUGUGAACUAA